CAAUAAUAAUAACAAUAAUAAAUAUUAUCUUCAUGAAUUUGCAAGAUCAGAUCUAAUAAGAAGUAAUUCUUUUACUAUUAUUUUUCUAUAGAUUAAUAACUAUUUUCCCAAACUCACAUAGUACUUACAAGAAUUAGGACAAUCAACAUUAACAAUCUAAUAACCAAACAAUGCCUUAAAAGGUAUUCAAAUUAUAAUAUCAGUUCUUGAUGAAUUGUUCGGGUAUUAGUAUUAAUAUUUCUCUUAGAAUUCUCUAAGAAAUAAACUGCCAAUAUGCCUAAUUAGAAUAAUAGUUAUAAAAGUAUGAAGGAGAGUGCAGAUCUCAUAUCAGAGUAUUAAUAAUUAAAAUAACUAUAGACAGAAUAGAGAUUGAAAAUUCAUUGUGAAAACAUUCAAGAACUCUAUGAAUAACAACUUGUAAUAGAAAAAGAUUACAAAGCUUAAGUCUUGGUACAAUCUCUUAUUUCUAUAUUCUUUAGAGUUAUUAAAAAGAGAUCACAUAGCUGAAGAAAGAUCUCGAAGAUGCCAAAUAUUAGAAGAAUCAGUAAUUGCAACAAAAAACUUAAUCAAUAAUCGAUAAAAUUAUUUUAGAUCAAUAGAAAUAAACCAUUCAAUACGAUUCUAAAUCCAGAUCAAAUACAUUCCACAACAAUUAUACGAAUCUCAAUUAAUAAAAAUAGCAUAUCUCUGUUAAAUCAAAUACAAGAAAGAAUAGAUUGAUUACUGAAUACUAAGAUUUUUAAACAAAGUAACUAAUAUCAUCUAUAAUUCAAGUUCCAAAUAGUCAAUUGAAGAAAAACAAUACUCAUCUCUCGAGAAAAUUUAGGAAUUAGCAACUCUAUACUCUCGACCAAAAUCUAGAUUGUAAGAUAAUUGCAACAAAAAAUCUGUAACUUUGCACGUUGCUUCAAUUAAAGCCAAAUAAGUAAAGAAAGUUUGA
Paramecium octaurelia is the source of this 940-nucleotide messenger RNA. NCBI's taxonomy places the organism in Eukaryota, Ciliophora, Oligohymenophorea, Peniculida, Parameciidae. The record is from the annotation of a GenBank genome assembly.